CAAGUUCAGUUUCUCCUUUUCUUUUGGAUUAUUAUCAGAGGAGCAAUAGCUGAACAGAAACAUGGCGCUGAUGAGGUCUGGCUGGAUUUGGAGACAGAGUGAGUACAAACAGGACUCUCUUUUUUUCAUUUCACCUAUUAAACAGUAACUUUUGGGGGGAUUGAUGUGAGGAGGAAUCAUUUAAGACCUAAAACACUUAAACCAGCAACAAUUUGCUGAAUUAACCAUUUUUAUGAAGUGUUUCCACAAAAAAGCCCCAAAUGUGUGGGUUUGAAUCACUCCAAUGAGAGAUUUUGAGCUUUUAUUGUUUGACUUACUGUUUUUGUUGAUUUUCAACAGCGAACUUUUCUUUUAGGGGUUCACAGACAGUGAUUAACUUGUCUGCGGUAUAUGUACUCAUCUUGAAUGUCUUAAUAUUCAUGUAUGAUGCAUUCAAUGCCAGGGGGAGCUAACAGAGAGGUAAAUGAAGCUUUCAUGCCAUAAAAAUGAUGGUCAAACAUAUCUGGUUUACAGAUAAUUGGAGUCAUUAUUUAGAGGCAGCAGUAGCUCAGGAGGUUGACGGUUUGAUCCCCACACUCUCCCUAGUGCUGUGUUCUUGUGCAAGACUCUUAAUCCACCUUGCUCCCAGUGUGUGUCCUCCACUGGUGUAUGAUUGUGAGUGAUGUUUGGUGGUGGUCGGAGAGGCCGUAGGCCAAAUUGACUGCCACAAUUCUGUCAGUCUACCCCAGGGCAGCUGUGACUACUAAGGUAGUUCACCACCACCAGGGUGUGACUGUUUGAGCGAAUGAUUAAUGUAUCCAAUGUAAAGCGCUUUGAGGUCACUGAUAUAAAGCGCUAUAUGAAAUCUGAUGCAUUGUUAUUGUGAGUCACAGUUUGGUCUGAUAGAAAAGUCCAAGCAUUACAUCUGUUACACAACAUGACCUGAAGACCUCGUGCUCCACAUGCUAAUUUUAGUUUUCAGAAGAGUCUGCCUGUGUCAACUGUAUUAUUUUAAUACUGUGAGCACUUUCCUAUUCCCUAUAAAUGACAUUCAGUUACAGAACAUCAACCUUAGUAACUCAUAAUCCCCUUAAUCAUCCUGGACCAUUUCUCUAAUUGGCUUACCCGGACAAUCAAUGGACAUGAAUCCUUCAGAAAACAGACUAAACUGACUUCACCUACGACCCCCUUGUUAUGCGUUCAAAGAUAACUCUGUCAGUACUCUAUUUAAGUCUAAUGAAUGGUCAAUUUGAGUUUAUCAUCAUCAUAGUGCUCCAAGGGCGAUCACAGUUACUACACUCAUGGAUCUGUCUCUCUCCUAUAGCAUCUGUCCUAAAACGCUGGAAGUUAAACUGGUGCGACCUUUGGAUAGACGGGAGUCUCUGCUUCUACAAAUCAGACAACAGGCGAGAUCUGGAGCACCGAAUCAGCCUGAAGACCUCGUGUGUGGAUGUCAGAUCUGGACUGGAGUGUGGAGGUAGAGCACGUACAAGUUUCGAGCUGUUUCACGUCAAGAUAUUUGAAACAAAGAAAGUUCAAUCUGGCAAACAAAUGCUUUACUGAUCAAUAUUAUUCAUGUCAUCAAUGGACUGAAUAUCUUUGCUUAAUGUGAAAGAGGCAAACUGCACUCAAAGUCAAGAAAUAGUCAGUGUGCAAGUUCUUUCAAUCUUAAAAGACAGGCAGUAUUAGACUUAAAAUGUGCAACUUUACUUAGAGCAGCAAUAAUUUUACCAAUUUAACCACAGAGUGUGUAAAAUAUGGACAUAGUCUCUUUGGUAUCACUCAUUAGUUUCUGAGAUGGUGUUAUGAACCCCAAGGAGGGCAUUCACUAUAGUGGAAAGCUUUCUGCAGUUGAUUUAUUCUCAUUUCAUUGUUCAAUUUCUAAUUUACCUCAGCCUGAUUAAUUGGCCCGACCAGUUGAAAUCAAAGUCGUACAGCUGUCCUCAUUGUUUCAUAUUUUUAAUGAAUGAAUGCUUGCAGCCAAAGUGUGUGUUAAUGAUGUCUUUCCUGUAUCUUUUGGGCUGCAGAUGUGAGUCCACCGGAGAGCAAUCCCAAAGAAAAUCGUAUUGCCAUCCAGCUCAGAGAUGGCUCCAUCUUAAACCUGUGUACGAACAGCGAGGAUGAAUCCAUGUAAGUGCUCUCUCUCUCUCUCUUUCUGUCAAACUCCUCUCCUGCUCUGCCUCCCCUAACAACCACCCAUCCUCUCCUCAUCCAUGUUCUCUCUUAUUUUCCAGAGCCUGGAAACUGUCUCUGCUAGAGACCAGGAGAAACCCGGUGAGUGAUCUGUGCUCUCUGUUUGAGCUGAAACAUGAUCUCCUCGCUCUCUCUGCAGUUUGGUGUUUUGACCUCAGAGCUAAAAGCGCCGUUUUCUUCAUGUAGGUGUUCACUUAUGACCCAUACGAUGACUCCUACCAGGAAAUACCCAUCAACAGAUACCAAACAGUCUACAUCACACCAGGAGCAGGACCAGGUAUGUUACCAUGGUGAUACAGGGAGCACAAUAACAGACUCAGUAUUGACUUUUACAAUUUAUGGCUUGGAUAUUUCCACCUGAAGCAAACGUUAGACCUCUAUGUUGGGGGGAAAAGUAAAAACUUGAGCACUCAGAUUCCCUCAGUCUUGGCCUACAGGAGAGUCUGGAGGAUAGAAAUCCUCUCCAGCUUCUCUGGAACCUGCGCCACCCCUGGCUUACGGUGGCCGAGAACCGCCACUGCUGCAAAUAAAAAAAGAAUGCCAAAAAAAGAAGUCACAAUAGAAGUUACUGAUGCAAAAAAAUAAAAUAAAAUAAACCGAAGCCCGCUGCAAAUAAAAAAAGAAAUAGUGCAGAUCAAAAAGCCACAAUGGAAGUUAACGAUGCAAAAAAAAAGUGCUGAUGGCAAAAAAAAAGUUACUUACUGCGAAAAUAAAAGGAUGCAAAUAAAAAAAGCCACAAUGGAAGUGAGCUGCCGGGGACCAAUAAUGAGGAUGCACCGGUGUUUUACAAUCUAGACACAGAAGACGACGGCCAGAAGACGAGCAAAGAAUUUUGUGGAAAGGUUAUUGUUUAAUUUCGCUUCGUAAACUUUUUAAUGUGUCAUUUGGUUAGGCCAUGUAGCACCUGAGUCGAUAUGAAGUUGAACUGAAACAAAUGACACAUUGAAAAGUUUACAAAGUUAAAUUAAACAAUGACCUUUCCAGUUACUUCUUUGCUCAUCUUUUCGCUGUCUUCUUCUGUGCCUAGAUCGUAAAACACCGGUGCAUCAUCAUUAUUGGUCCCCGUCAGCUCACUUCCAUUGUGGUUUUUUUCAUUUAUUUGCAUCCUUUUAUUUUCUCAGUAAGUAACUUUUAUUUAUGUUUUUUUCUGCAUCACCACUUUUUUGUGUCAUUAAAUUCUGUUUAUUUAUUUUUAAUUUUUUUUUAUCUGCACCGUAGUGUUGUGUUGUUCUCGGACGAUUUGUUCAAAAGAACCGAAUCUUUGAAGUGAACGUACCGAACCGAAUCUCUUCCUCGAGUGAUUCGUUUGUUUCUCACUUCAGUUGUGCAAAAGUGAGAAACAGCAUUGCCAGGCCAGCAGCCGGCGAACGAGGGACUCCAUGACACCUGAAUCACUUGGUGAACGAAUCAUGCAUUGAGCUACACCCUCAGGAAUCAUUUUUGUCGGACAAAACUACCUUUCUUUUUUUCACUGCUAAAUUGCCACCACAACAACUUGCAUACAAUAGGACACAGCAUGUAACAAAUAGUGCAUUAAACCCUCAGCAUCCUAUCAUUGCAGCAGUUUGCGAGGGAACGGUGCAUGUUCGGUGUGAAUUCUUCUUAACGUUCAGUGAACGAAUCACUCACUGAGUCCAGACCUGAUAAAUAGCAUACCAUAGGACAGUACACUCAAAAAAUCAUGGCUCAUAAACAAGUUUAUUUUUACAAACCUGUUUGCCAAAGCAACACAACCAAACACUAAAUGAUUUGGUGAAUGAAUCUUUUGAAUGAAUCUUUUUAGUGAACUGAUUCUAGUGAGUCAAUACAUCUAAAAAAAACCGCAGUGCCCAUCACUACUGGACCGUUUCGUUUUUUAUUUGCAGCGGGCUUCGGUUUCUUUCUACUUAUUUUUUUUUUUUCAGUAACUUGUGUUGUGGUUUCUUUUUUCUUUUGCAUUCUUUUUUAUUUGCAGCAGUGGCAGUUCUCGGCCACCGUACUGGCUGCCCUUCUGGACACACCCCUGUUGUUCUACUUACUGAGAAUAUUUGCUGUUGUGGAAAUGUAAACAGCGGUUGUGUCUGUAGCUUUCUUUCAACUAUCUGGUCUGACAUUUCACCUCUCCCCUUUGCAGUGGUUUCUGGCAUUUGAAUUCAUGAUGCAGAAAUUGUCAGUGUAGUUGCUGGUGGUUUUAUUUGCUUUUGCAGGUAGUAAAGAGGAGCCAAAAUUAAUCCAAACCUGUUUCACAACCACUUAAAAAUUUCCUCACAGGGGCUCUAAAGCUGGAUUGUAUAGUUCUAUUAAACCUGAGUGUUACUGCUAACCCCAGUGGCUUUACUCAAGCAGCUGUGUUGGGGUCUCUGUGUUAUACUAGACAAUUUCAUACAAUUUUUAGAGGUUGUUUAAUGUGUGGGACAACUAAACAGUGGAGUUGCUCCCUGAGCUGCACAGUACAGAAAGAUAUAUGAGCUGCAGGAAACUCCACAUAAAGCCAAAGUUACUCGGCAUGACUUGAUGUCAUUUAUCACUUCACAACGUUUCUCAUUUAGCAGAGUCAACAACCUCUUUGCGACGAUUUGCAGACUUUCACACCGCAGCGGGUGGUGUAUGCAUGCAUAUAUUAAUCAAGCACAAUCAGCAUAGAAAGACACAGCAACACCUAAACAAUGUAAACAACAAAUAUGCAUGCAAGGAGCUUACCUGUCACCUGCAGAGCCCAUAUAGCUGCCUCCUUCUCCUUUCCACUGUCGAUAAUGUAAAACAAACAAAUCCAAUUGAAGGCAAAUUUGAAGUAAAACUUUUGUUUUCCCCCCAACUCUUCUUGCUAACACUUCCACGCAUUUUAAUGCCUCACAGUUUUCUGUAAUUUGGCGACUAUUCACGUCGUGUCAGCGCCACGCACCUGCUGAGCGUCUGCGUGAUUAAGAGGGGGAGCGCUCGAUUUCAGUCAGUUAGAGAGCUCGCCGGGCGGUGUAACAAAUCAAGGAAGAAAGACACAGAGGAACAGAACUGUGUGGGAAAUUAGCAAAUGCAUAAUUAAAAACCUUUAACAACUUGCUAAAAGUGUUAUAAAAAACAGUGAUAAAGUCACUUGUCACUUGAAACGGACUGAAAUUAUAUUGAUGCCUCUGUUUGAUAUCUACGGAAGCCCUAAACCCCCGUUUUCUCGAGAUUAUCAGUAGGGCUUCCGUAGUUAGCUACACAAAAGCAAUCAAGAAAAUCUGUGAUUAGAAUUAUUCCAAAAGAGUAUUUUCUGGACAAUUUAAGCAGACAGAGGACAAUAUAAAUUAUACUGCUUUUUAAGUCAGCCUUAAAACCAUUCUUAAAGUAACAAUACCAUAGACAAUAUAUACUGUAGACAACCCAAAAAGCGCUCGGUAAUUCUCCAUUUCCAGAAACCAACAAUGCGCAGUAGCGUUGUACGCACUCCACCACUUGCGCAGUAGCGUUGUUUGACCCGAGCCCAGACAAAAGUGAUGAAACACAGGGUAACCGAUAAGCAAAGCAACAUUAUGGCUCCUACAAUAUAUUUACCAAAACUUCAUCUGCAUUUUAGACUUCAUGGGCAUCCACCCCAUAGGUCUAAUAUGUUCUUGCAGCCUCUUUGUGUAAAAAGUCAUCAAAUACACAAAUGUUCAUUGUGGGUGAUGUUCUGUCAACUUCUUUUUAAUGACCAGUGUGUAAUUUACUCCCACACAAUCCUACUUCUCUAAGGCCUGGUUGUCAAUUUGGCAAAAAAAAACAACUGUAUUUAGGAGUGCUGAAAAUGAAACAGAAUGAAAAAGGUAUUUCAGCGAGGCACAAUCACACGACAAGCUCAAAAUGCUGGAGCCCCUCAAGGUUUGCGUAUAAUCGGUGUUGAGUGAAGCAGACGGUUGAUGGUUCAAGUCGAAGUUGUUGACAUUCCCUCAGCUCUUCCUUUUCUUUGAAUUUCCACACAAAGAUGACUCGACAAGUUCAUCAUGAGCGUCUCUCCUGUGUUUUUGCUCCCAGGUACCCAUCAGGUGAUUGUUCAGAGGGACCCGUAUGACGGAGUGAUGGAGAAUCUGGCGCUGGGAUUACUGGCAGGUGUAGCAGCCGGGACGGCCAUGAGGUCCUUCCUGUGGAUGCCCCUCUUCUUCUGCUGAGAUUACCUUCAGCACUGACAUGAUGACACUGCACACAGCCUGUCCUCCUGCUCACAUGGACUGGAUGUACCGAGACAUCUGUGUAGAAGCCUUUUCUCUAGAUCUACCUCUAGG
Xyrichtys novacula (pearly razorfish) is the source of this 6392-nucleotide messenger RNA. NCBI's taxonomy places the organism in Eukaryota, Metazoa, Chordata, Actinopteri, Labriformes, Labridae. The record is from the annotation of a GenBank genome assembly.